Messenger RNA from Diorhabda sublineata, 23500 nucleotides. RefSeq names its product pleckstrin homology domain-containing family G member 5. Gene Ontology annotation, molecular function: guanyl-nucleotide exchange factor activity. The transcript has 18 exons. The record is from RefSeq and is a predicted model, not a curated record. Gene Ontology annotation, biological process: Rho protein signal transduction; endothelial cell migration. Bases 7934 to 11089 code for a protein of 1051 amino acids. Lineage: Eukaryota; Metazoa; Arthropoda; Insecta; Coleoptera; Chrysomelidae. Gene Ontology annotation, cellular component: plasma membrane; endocytic vesicle; axon.
UGGUAGUACCUUAAAAUAUUCAGUUCUAUUGAACUAGUCUAAUAUUUUCUUCCUUUCUUUUCUUUCUUCAAAUAUUUCAUCUCUGCUAAUUCAAAUGAACAGAACAGAAUUAGUCCAAUAGCCCUGCUAGAUUGUUCAUAAGAGGAAAAAUUUGUUAUUCCUGCCAAAUUCCUUGAGUAUGCUGUAAAGCAGGUAUGGGCAACCUUUGACAUGCUGAGGGCCAAACUUUAGCGUGCAAAACGUUCGCGGGCCGCGUUUAAAAGUACUUAGUGCAUUUUAAAGUAGUGAUAAUAUUUUUUUGCGAUAGAUAUUAGACAUGAAAUAAUACGACAAUGUUAUUAUUGUAUUAUGUAUUUAUUAUUGACAUGUAUGUGUAUAUUGACAAUGUUAUUAUUGUAUUUAUUAAAAUAACAAAAUGAAAUUUUAAAAAAUGGUACAACAUUAUAAUUAAAUAGUUACAUUUGCAAUUGUUACAAACUACAAAAGAUAAAUACACUGAAAUCAAUGAGACACUUGAGCUUGAAUUUGGGAAACUAAUCCAUCGAUAUUUGGAUGAAUUCCACUGAUACAAAGACGUAAAGAAUUUUCCAAAUUAUUGUCAGUCAGUCUUGUACGAUGUGUUGAUUUAUUAACUUUCAUCAAUGAAAAGAACUGUUCGCAUUUAUAAGUACUGCCAAACGCAGAAAUCAAUCUUCUUGCGAAUUUUCUAAGCUGCGGAAAAUUGUCUUCUUCUAGGUAUUUUUUGUAGAAAUCGCUCAACUCUACGUCUUCAAAUUUGGAUUUUAGGAGGGAGAAUCUCGAUUAACUCCAUUUGUAAGUGUAUUGGAGCAUUUUAUACAUUACAUUUUGUAGGAGUAGCAAAUAAAUUGAAACAUUCAAAUAGCCUGUAAGUUCGACCAGAAAUGCUAAAUCACAUAUCCAUUUUGGGUCACUCAAUUCAGAUAGUGGCUUAUCUUUUAUUUUCAUAAAGUCUGCUAUCUCAUUUCUAAGCUCGUAAAACUCUUUCAACAUUUUUCCUUUGCUCAUCCAUCUGACUCUACAAUAAUAUGUUACGUCGUUAUAUUCAGCUGAUAUUUCAUUCAAAAACGUCUUGAACUGACGAUGGUUAAGCCCUCGGGAUCGAAUAAAAUUGAUGGUUUUAACUACUACAUUCAUAACAUUGUGGAGUCGAAUGGACUUAGAACACAAGUUCUGUUGGUGGAUAAUGCAAUGAAGGACUAUCAAAUCAUCUUUUUGCACAUUUAAUUCUGUUGCUUUUACAUUCAAAAUUCCGAUGAAACCUUUUCGUAAGCCGACUAUAGAAUGUGCACGCACCACAUCAGUGCAUACUCCAAUUAAUUUUGACCAUGGCAGGCCAAAACUUGUGAGUACCUUUUGAACUUCAUUAAAAAUAUCCUCUCCUGUAGUGGUUGCUUUUAGCGGCUGUAAAGCUAGCAAUUCCUCAGUAACAGUAAACUCCUUAUCAAUACCUCGAAUAAAUAUAGCCAGUUGAGCUGUGUUAGACAAAUCGGUGCCAUCGUCUAAUGCUAUGGAAAAUGAUUCAAAACCAGCCAUACGGUCAGUCAAUGUUGUUUUUAUAUCAUUAGCCAUCAUUUCUAUACGUCGAACAACAGUUCGUCUUGACAAACUAAUUUUUUCAAAUUCAUUUUUCUUUUCAGGACACAAAACACCGCAACUUCUAACAUACACUCCUUGAUAAAUUCUCCUUCGGUAAAUGGUUUUAAUGCCUUUGCCAAUUUUGAGCUAACUAUAAAACUAGGUUUCACAACAUUAUCAAGUUGUGUUCUUUGUUUAUGAAACAUUUGUUGCUGUUUUUCAAUAUUUGCUCUAAGCUUCUGGAUUUUGUCUGUUCUUAAUUGUCCUGUCAGUGAGUGCUGUGUAUCAUGCUUAGUUGAGUAAUGCCUCUUUAUAUUGAAUUCUUUCAUUACUGAAAUGGAUUCAUUACAAAGCAAACAACUAGGCUUACCAUUGUGCAAGAUAAAAAAUAAUUCUUCAUUCAAUUUUUCUUGAAACUGACGACCCUUUGUAUCUACUUUUCGUUUCUUUCCACCAGACAUCGAUAUUUUUAUUUUUCGUUCAAUAAACUUAAUAACAAACUAUAGUUAGUAACCACUCAAGAUGUACACAAAUUCACAAAGCAAGUUGACGGUUCUAGCCGUUCGCUAGGAUAUCGCUUAUAUAGACAAAAUGAAGGAACAAAUCUGGAAUAAACUAGUUUAGAAUAAUCGAGAAGCAAUAAAUAAAAUCUUUUGAAGUGUAGCCCGUGAGGCGGCAAACUUCAAAGAAUUUGAUCGAGCAAGCCGAGUGGCGGUGAUUAUCAAAGAGUGAGGCGGCAAACAUCGAAGGUUUUGAUGUUUGCCGCCUCACCGUUACUCCCGUGAGUAAACUAAGAAAACACAAGGAAACUUGUGUAGGCUAUGGGAUUCAUUAGUCUAUUGAUGACUCCACAUUUUUAUAGUCUAUUCAUAUCAUAUCCGGUGCCGGAUAAGAUAAAAAGCACAAACAAGUGUUUUCUUUUAAAGAUAUGUACUAGUAUAAGUAUAUGUACUAGUACGAAGUAUAAGUACUUAGUUUAGUGUAAUAUUUUUUUAAUUGGGUUUUUCCAAAAUGUCUCGCGGGCCGGAUCAUAUCUUACACGGGGCCGGAUCCGGCCCGCGGGCCGGUGGUUGCCCAUAUGUGCUGUAAAGUUUUCAAACUAAACUAACUUCAGAACAGCUUAGCUUUGUUAUAAUAUAAAUAUAAAUAAAUAAAACUCGAUUUGUGUUUAUUUAUUUGGAAAUUUAGAUAAUCAACAACACAUUUGCUUGAAUGAUGGAAUGCAAUAUUAGAAACAGACUGAUCAGAACCAUUUGAGAUCAUAUAAAACGUAUAGUUUAAAACGAAUACUUUAUUGAUGACGUGCAUAAAUUUCUGUCUUGUAAGCCAUACGUUUGUAUUUGUACAAAAACAUGUCAUUAUUUGAAUUAGAUGACCUUGUCUCGAAGCAAACACGUACAAUUAGUUCAGGAAAUACUUCAGUGGAUAACUAUACUUAAAAGACAGGAUCUCGUAUCUACUUUCAGAUUCCAGAUUUUAGUUCACAUGGUUAACCAAAACAGAAACUAUUUAUGAAACAAGCAAUAAUUAAUAACGUAAUGGAAAUCACCGUAUUCAUAUUGAAAUCCACUCAAUUUACUAUUAAAUCAGAUGAGCUGGGCGUGAAUCGACGCUAAUAUUCAUCUAGUCUGUACUAUUAAUAGUUGGCUAGCAACGACUAGGGGCUAUGUACUCAUAAGAGGUGGCCGGCUAUUUCCUUGACCAAAACAGUAAUUGGGGUAUCUUCGUUGUGAUGAUUUCUGGAUAGUGAGCAUACCAGUACGUACUACUUGAGUCGUCUUAGCUAAUGAAUGGUCUUUUUGUGUCCAUAUAGUAGAAUAACAAAGACAUCUCUUCCAUUGUUUCAGACCUGAGGUCUUAAUGUUUCUAAUUUUCUCUUGUUUUCCCACUUUUUUAUGAUCAUGAUUUUGUAGUAUACCUAUAACAGGUUGUGGUACUCGAAAAGAAGCUGUCCAGGCUUUUUUAGCCAGGUGAUAAGCUUGUUCAUUACCGUGCACUUGCUUGUGAUCCACAUUAGAGUAAAUUUGUUGUUUGCUAUUAGCUUUGGUUCAAUUUUACAGAAUCGAAUGCUUAAUGGGCUGCUCUGCUGUCUAAUAGAAUAAAUAUUUUCGCUUUGGUAUAUAUUUCCGCAUAUUUAAGCUUUGCACGCUACGGUUUACUGGACAAGUUACUUGUAUAGUUUACUCUGCUUCGAUUGACGAUUUUAAUUGACAAAAUGAUACAAAAAUAGUGAAAAAUAAGGGCGUUGGUACUAGAGGAAUUGAAACUUGAACCAGAAGAAUUAAGAAACGAUCUCCGAAUGGACAAGAAAAUCUAUCUUGGAGUACUUGCAAUGAGUAUGAUGAAAGAAGGAAAGUGAUAUGGGACAUUUUUUAUCUGCUCAUGAAUUAUUUUCAUCAUUACCAUCUAAGUUCGUUGAAGAUUUCUUUGAAGUUCAUUGAUCUUGAACGAAAUUCAGUAAAUAGUGAUAGAACAAUUUAGUGGAGUAAGAGUCACCAGAUGCUUCAAUUUUUGAAGAUGGUUAAUAUUCUUUUCCUUCUAACAUUCUAUUUGAAAUAUUAAUUCCUUUACAACUUUCGUUUAUUUCGCAUCUGGUUCAAUUGUUCUAUGCGUUAUUUAUAAAUAAUCAAGUUCCCUUUUGUCUCGAUCAUAGUAUUCUUUGUUUUUGAUUUAACAAAGAUAUGGUUGACUUCUGUAAGUUUCAAUAACAUCUGGCGAGUAUUUGUGUCUAAUGGCGCCAAUUUCUACUGUUAAAUUGAUAAUAAUAGAAUUUAAGCAACUACACAACCACGAAAGAUAAACAACUGACUCAGCACUACAAGCGCAGGUACAACAAACGGUAUUGUUCGAAAAAACUUAUUUCCGAUCUUGCGCCGGUCCCUUGCAAAAAUACAAAAAACUACUGCACAGUUGUGCAGCAGUUUGUUAUUAUUGUCAUGAUGACAUUAUUUAUCCACGUCAUUAAAAUUUUUUCAAAUUGAAACCUCAAUUUUUUAUUGCAAAUAUUUGUUUGUUUCAUUGUACUCGAUUAUUUUAUUCUCUCCAAUCACACUGGGUUUUCGAGAUAUGUGCUCUUUGAUUUGAUUAUUACUAGUUAGAUAAAUAUUUAUUUGGAGUCGUCGUGUCAAAAUGAAUAUUCCAUAAUCUAGCAUGCAGUUGAACAGAUGAAGUGCAUUCAUUAGUACGAUAGAAAGUGCAGUGCAGUGCAGAGCAGCCACUUUCGCGCGUUUAUUGAAAAGUUCCGGUUUAUAUGAACCACCCACGUAUUAAAUGUGUGAUGUAGGUGCUCGAUUUUACCAUAACUGUUCACCCUUUUUUGACAUAAUCAGUCACUGCAUUAGAAAAGUUUUUGUCUCAAUUUUUAUAGUGAAUUAUGUGUUAAAAAUAUCGUAUCAAUUUAAACAAAACAAAAUGUCAGUUAAAAAUUUCUGAUAUCACAAAAAGUACACAUUGUACAUAUGUAGUUUCUAAAGGUUUUGUGGGACGUGCUGGAGGUUGCCUACCGUUGCAGCAUAAAUAAUUUUUUUAAUCAAAUAAAUAUUUCAGUUUAUAACGAUUGUAAUAGAAAAUCGCUAUGGAAUUUAUGACGCAAUUUGAUUUCCGCAUUAAUAAUUUAUAUUUAAUAUAUACAUUACAAAAGCUUGAUUCGGUUAUAUUUCGGAGUGAUUCAACUAUUUAUUCAUGAAAUUGGAAAACGAACUGAUGUGCCCUGUUAUGGAUCAUUCAUAAUAAUGAUCAUUACGUUACUAUCUAUGAUUAUAAUAUUGAAUGUUCCAUAAUGAUUAUUUAAGCUACACAUUUCAUACGAAAUGUUAUAUUGAAUUUCUUCAAAUAUCACAGUGGCUAUCGUUAUUUCUCUUUUACGCCUUUAGGCAAUCUCCUCCUGUUUUGCGCAAAGUGAAUUGAAAAAGAUCUAUAAUAAUUACAUAUCUUUUUUUUGUGCCGUAAAAAUUAAUAAGCUCUGUUGUUUCUUGUGAUUGGGGCCCCUACUGUGAUAAUCAAGAUUACAAGAUUCGAAAAAACUACUCUUUUUAGAAAUAAGAUUUUAUUUUAAGUAAUCACCACCUAAAUCAAUGAACUUUUGUAACCGAAGCUUCAAAACGUUUGAAUCCAGUCAUAUUCUGAAGUUAUCACAAAAAAUUGAUGACUUCCCUGAUUUCUUUCAUUUUCCGACGUGAGUAAUCGUCCACGUAAAGGUCCCUUAGGUUAAAGAAAAACCAAAAAUCACACAUGAUCAAAUUAAGCUAGUAGUGUAGAUGUUCAAUACGUAAAAAUUGUCAGCUAUUAUCAGCAUUAUUGUGAUGCAACAUUAACCCGCAAAUAUUGACUGAUUUAAGAACUACAGGUGAAGAUUUAGUGCUAUGCCUGUUUGAUAUAAUUGUGCGUAGUUCUUAAUUGCUCUUACUAAUUUUGUACAACGGAAAAAACUGCGUUGUGAACUGCGUACUAGAAAUAUAAAAUGAUAUGCAUGUUCAUCAAGUGUUAUGUAUUGAACAUUUCCAACAUUUUUUCGUUUGAUUCUCACUAUCCAUCCCUUCUGGAAAUCGUUAGGUAUAUGUGGCAAACAAUGUUUUCCAUAUGAAGAUUAUCAACUGUAAAUCGAAUUUAGAGUUGCGGUUCCAACAAUAAGAGCUGCCAUUCGGCUUGUAACGUUUUUCUUCAAACAUUAUAAACAUUCCUUUGUUCACGUACUGUUGCACAGUAGUCACUUCUGAUUUUUUUUAUUAUUAUGCUCACGAAAAUUCGUAUUUUCUGUUCAAUUGGAGAACAGAACGAAUAGAAUAGUAAAAAAAGGAGAGUAAAACUUACCAGCGAAUAUAAAGAAUAAAAUCACCACAAAUCUACUAAAAUUUAUUUUGAUGUGUAGAUGUGUAGAUAGGUAGAGGACAAUUUAGAAUACAUUCCGAGGUUUUAUUGGAUUCUUUGACUGAAAUGGCAGGUUAAUAAGAAAUUCAUUCCUUCAAAAAAUCCAAUGUUAGAAUAUAUAAAUCCGAAGUGACUACUGUGCCAAAAUACGUGAACAAAGGAAUAUUCAAAAUGUUUGAAAAAAAAAAAACGUAACAAUCCGAAUGGCAUGUUACACGCUUGAUAGGUGCAUUAGAGCCUAGUAGAGCGUGGCUUACAGCUGAUCAAUUCACUCCUUUCAAAAUGCCUAGAAUGUGAGAUGGAUUUAAUUGCCGUCUUCUAUUUCAUACGCUCCCAGGUGUAGUGCUCUUAGUGUUUCACACUUUGAGAGAAAGUGGAUAGAGGUUUCGUUUUCUGUCAUCUGUGCAACAAAACCAUUAUCUGCUAGGCCUAGCGUCUUCAGGUAUUUGUUAAACUGACAGUGCCCCGAUAGAACUCCUGUUAGUAUUCGUAGAUUGUUUUUACUUAGGUUAAUACAUUCUGCUGAUCUAUUCUGGUUAUAGUUUCCCAGAAGCGUCUUAGUCUGUUUUAGCCCUUGUGGGUUUCUGAAUAAUUGGUUUUGCUCCUAUCUACCUCAUUUUCCAGUGCUUUUACCAUUGCUCUGUAGCUGAUACCACAGAAGGGUUGCUCAAAUUUUGUCUCGUCAUCCAACAGAUGAGGUAAAAGUGUAGAAGCAGAAUGCCUUUUCCUCUGUUCUCCAUGAAAUCUUCCUCUUCUAAGCAAAGUACCACCGUGGCCAAAUCGCAGUUGCUAAAAUUUUGAGACGUUUUGCCCACAGAACCUUUCGCUAUAUUAAUUGAAUCGAGAGUGGGCGGAAAAAGCUCGGAAGCCUGUAGGACAUGUGUGCUCAUCCCUUGAGAUCCCGCACCGAUCCGUUCUUUGGAGCAAAAUCGGAUCGGAGUGGUGUAUGACAAGUGAGUCUCGGUCAUAGAGCGAGGUAUUUAUUGUAAACCUAUUUAUGUUAAUGGUUGAGGCUACUCAAUAAAUAUUGAAUUUUAAUGUAACGUGAAAUUAUUCAAAGAUUACAUUCAAACCAAAUGUUACAAAUUUUACAGUUACCUUUUUGGAGAAGCAUAUACGCUUACUGUAAUAUAGUGAAUUAGUGAAAUAAGAUAAUAUUUUAUGAUAUUUUUCACAAUCAUGUAUAAAUAUAUGUGUUAACUUCGUCCAACGAAAACCAAAGAUCCUGCAAAACAUAGUAAGAAUAUUUUCAUCGAAACCGAUAAAAAUUGCUCGGGAAAGCCUGAACAUCGAUCAAGAGCCUAAUCAGGCAUCUGAAGGUAAUCAAGAGUGGAGAAAAUUCGUCGGUUCUAUCAGGAGGAAAGUUCAAAGACAUGCGUCAGGGUCUUCAGACCUUCAAACCGCUACGUCUCAAACCAAAAACGAACCGCUCUCUCGAAAAAAUUCCCUAACACAAUCCAGUCGAUUCGAAAUGUUCCGACGCGAAAAAAGUUGCGACAAAGACAAAAAAAAUGAUAAACAACCACUUGUCAAACAGAAAUCCAUCGGCCUAGAAAAUACCACUAGAACAGAUAUUUUGAAAGCCUUUAGUUUUAAAGAAAAAUCGAAAAACGUUCCCUCGAAAGAGACUAGUCCAUCGUGUAAAUCAAGUGGGGAACAAUCUCAAAAAAGUGUUCGAAAGAGUGAUAAAAAAGAUAGUGAUAAGACGCUUAACCCUACUACUAGUUCUUCGAAAAGUAAGGGUAGCGGUUCACGUUGCAAAGAAGGUUUGAAACAAGAUGAUUUUCUCAAAGCCACCAUGAGGAUAUUUUUGGUUGUUUCACCGCCAGUUGGAAAAAUGCAGAGUCGAUCACGAAGUCUCAAUCAUCUUGACAACUUAGAAAUGAGGCAAGGAAUAGUUUCAUCGGCAGACGUAGCUCUCAAAGAUUCCAGAUCCGAACCAGACUGCACUAAACCAUUAUUAGCACCAUCAGUGGUUCAUGAACCUUCUACACCUACAACUACUACACCUCCCACUAGAAAACACAUGCUUAGCAGGUCUCAGAAAUCCAGUAGCGAAUGUUUCAGCGUUAACUUCGAAGUAGGAGAUGAAAGUACAUGGGAAAAUGAAUUGUUUUUUCCGGCACAACGAGGAAUUUCUCUGUUCGACUCUCUGGUAAAACUUUGCGAGCUUCGAAACAUCGAUUUAUCAGCUUGCGAUGCUCGUUUACAAGAUAAAGAAAACAAUUGUGAGAAUUUCAUAUUGUUUUCUCAAGAUACUGCCGGUCUUGUUGGAAGACACGUUAGAAUCACAGCAAAAGAUACAAGCAAUAAAAAAUUAUCCGGGUCUAUACACAGCAAUCAUUCAAAAAAGCAAUCAGGGGGUAAUCGUUCUCGUACGACAAGUUUUUUCAAUUCGAGUACCGAAGAUGCUACCGUUGCAAGUUCAACGCUCUCGCUUCACGAUGGCGACCAAAGUAGAAGACAAAUAAAGCAACGACUGACGGCAUUUUUUGGAAACGUCAAAGACACGAAAUAUGAAGCGCUGAUUGAUCAACUAGAUAAAUAUUCCAAACAAGGAAUUCCUCACGUACUGAAGUAUCCUCAGGGACAAUGCGAAUCUGUAGAUGCUCUUUACAAACUUGAAGAUGACUGGCGAGAAAUCAUAGAAUACAACGAUCUCAACGAAAAGCUGCAACAACAACAAACCGCCUUGUGGGAGCUGAUUAAAACAGAAGUUGCCUACAUAAAAACUUUAAAAGUAGUUACAGAUCUCUUUUUAGCUUGUUUAAAAGAUCUUCAAUCGAAAAAUCUGUUAAAGGAAAUCGACACCGACAAACUCUUCUCGAACAUCACCGAAAUACUGGACGCCAACGUGGUUUUUUGGCGUAACACUUUAUUUCCUUUAGUUCGAGACAUGCGGAAAUACAAAAGACCCUCUUGCAUAGAAAAUAUGCUGGAGGGUUUUCAUAGUAUACAAGAUAUUUUUCAACCGUAUUACAAAUAUUGUGCCGAACAAUCCCGAUGUCAACAUUAUUGCAGGGAAAAUCUUGACAGCGAAGUGUUUACUGCCUACUUAACUUGGUGUGAGAGCCAGAAGGAAUGCAAUAGAUUGAGACUUAUGGAUAUACUAGUACAACCGAUGCAACGAUUGACAAAGUAUGGCCUUUUAUUAAAAGCGAUUCUAAAGAAUACCGAUGAAGAUGUGGAGAGAGAAAAUUUACAAACAAUGAUUAAAAUGGUGGAUGAUUUUGUGAACAACGUCAAUUUGAGUCUGAAGCAUCGACAAGAUAAGGAAAGAUUGAAAGGUAUCAUAGCAAGAAUCGAAAGUUACGAUAUAGUGGAAUCUAAAGACGACGACAUCGACAAACUCCUUAAGAAAGAGAAAUCAUUGACGCAACUCGAUUUAACAAAACCGAUGUUAAAUUGUCCAGUUGAAAGAAAACGUCAUCUAUUGUUAGAAGGGGAUCUUAAAUUGAAAGACAGUGGAACUUCCAAGAUGGAAGUCCAUUGUUUCCUUCUGACUGACAUGUUACUGGUGUGUAAACCGUCGACGAGAAAAGGUGGCGCCACCAUGCGAGUAAUUCGCCAACCGUAUUUAGUGGAUAGGCUGGUAGUUUCGGAAUUACACAGAGAGACACCCAGUUUGGCAGUCAUUUACAAAAACGAAUUCGAUAUGGCCGUUGCAGCGUUCAUUCUACAGAAUAAUGAUGCCAAAAAAAUCAAGGGUUGGAAGGAAGGUAUUUCGAAAGCGCAAACUUUAUACGCCCAAGCAAGACAGAUGACCUACACAGCUGAUGAUAGCAUAGAUCCAGAAUAUAGUUUAGAUUAUAAUUUGGAGAGUGAUUACAGCAAUAUACAAUUAAUUCCUAGAUCGCCAUUAGCAACAUCCUCUAGAGCUAGUAGAGUAUCUAGUUUAGUACAUAGCCAUAGUGGAUCGGUUGAGAUGAAUGACCAGUCAUCCGUGGGAUCGAUUAACAACCAGUCUCGAGCCGUAUCCGUCGAAAAUGAAAACAGAACCGGCUCUUUAUCUAGCGACGAAGGAGUCCAAUCAUUACCACCUGAUAAAAGUCCAGUCUCCCAAAAAAAUUCUUUUAAAAACAGACUUUUCCAUAAAACCCCGAACACUCUUUCCGUUCAACCCUAUGGUAGCUUGGGUCAGAGUCUGCCUAAUUUAACAUUGGGUUCACCUAACGUGGGUAGCAUGAAUUUGAACUUGAAUCAAAACACGCUCUCAGUACCCAGCGGGAAAAAUGGGAGUCAGUUGUUGAGUCCUACUCAUCGAGGUAUAUCCUAUCCUCCUCCGUCUCCAACUAGAGGGAAUCUUCGGAGAAGUUUAGCGAUUUCCCAGAGUAAAAAUCCGCCGCUAGUAAAGGCAAGGCAAGUUUGUUCCACAUCGAGUGUUAGCGGUCAACAAUUCGACUUUGACGUUCCAGUGAUAGCGGGUGUCUCCCAACAAGAAGAAAAUUGUGAAGCUUUUAGUAGAGGACAACAUCGUCAAGCGAUGAAAAGAAGCUAUAGAUAUCAUACUGCUGGAAUUGUGGAUGACAUAAAGAAAAAUGAUAAUCGGGACGCCAGUAUACACAAGCGACUAUCCUGGAAUUGUACAAGUCAAGAACAGAGACCACCCAACGAGGACCAGACCUAGCAUACAAUAAUAAAUCCUGUUGUGUCUUGUAUAGUGAUCUUCUAUCUUAUAGUUUGUAUAUUAGUUGAACUACGGAAUAUUAUAGACAGAAUAUUAUAGAAAAAUAUUUUCAAAAUGACAGCUUGGGUUUAUAUACGGAUUGUAUAGUAAAUUUGUGUUAAUUGGAAAUUUUAAAAAUUUUCUAGCAAAACUAGAAUUUAUUGUUAAUUACGUUGAAAAAUCUAUUCGGUAUUAUUUUAUUCGUCAUCCUACCUCUACAUCUCUACAGCACCAACAAACAAACGAGUCAACUUGAGAUUAAAAAAAUAAUUUGUUGAAGUUUUUUAUAAAAAUCGAAUAUUUUGGUUUUUCGGAAGGUAUCUUGUAACAAAUAAAAAUCAUUUCUCGUAAUUUACGAAAAAGCUUGUUACUGGGGAUUUGGUUGAAGAGAAACACUUGGAGUUAAAGAAGUUAGUUUGACAUAUCCAUAAAAAUUUAUAGGAUGAUAUAAAAAAAGUCACACUGUCUAAACUAGUGUUUAUUUAUUGUGUAAUAUUUAGUCAGAUUUUUGAUUGUCUACAACCUUACAUUUUGUAAAAAUAUAAUAUUCCGAUCUUUAUUCUUAGACAAAUAUGGUCUUUGAAGUCAAUUUCAGAUUGGCACACCUCUAUGUGUGAGCAGUUUUGAUAUGAUUGCUGCUCUUCAUUACAUACCUUAUGUACCAAUUAAGUUCGAUUUGUUAAUGUUUUAUCUUGUUUUUGUUAAUUUUUUAAGAACCCAAAUAUUUUUUAUAUGAUUUUUUUUGUUUUCUGUAUGGGGAAAAUCCCCUCAACAGCAAAGCCUUCAUCCACUCAUUGGAUAGUCCCGGGGGACUUAUUUUGCAUUCUCCAAAGGAUGUUGAUGUAACAUCGCAACCAUUGAAAACAAGGAACACCAGUAUGAACUUACUUAUAGAUCGAAGGUCUUAGAAGAUCCAGUUUGUAAUAAAAUGAGACGUCUGGCCGCUAUCACAAAAAUCUCGCCACGCCAUUUUAUCGUUUGUCGCUUCUUUCUAUGUGAUGUCUGCCAGGCAUUCGUUCCGUAGGUUUUCGUUAACUUGAUCCGCCCAUUUUUUCGUAGGAUUUCAUGGGGGUGCUAAUCUAUCACCGGAUAUUUUGUACUCCUCAACUGCAAGUGUUUAACUCUCAACUCGGUCAGUUUAUCUGGGGCAUCGUUUAGUUAGUCAGUCAGUCAACUGGAAUUGAAUUGAAUACAAAACUACUGUAUUUUGUGAUCUAAUUAACUUGAUACUGAGUUAUCAAAAAUGAGAAUAAUGUUUUGAUGUAAAUGGAAAGCAGCGACUAUGUAUAUGUCAAAAAUUAAACAUAGUCCACAAAAAUCUGAGCUUUAGGUAUUUGUUUGUUCUUUUAUAUAAUAAAAUUGAGUUUUUUAAAAGUUAAUCAUAUAUAAAUUUCAGCAAUAAAUACUGAUUCGUAAUAUUCGUAAAUAUGUUACCAUGAAUUUACUUCAUACCUCCAACGGUGGACCAAACCACAAUAUCAAAAAAUCGUUUAAUAUUAAAAUGUUUAUGGUCUAAAAUAUAAAUUCUUUGGAAGGAAUGAACAAAAAUGUUUCAUAUUGUGGAAUAUGAAGACAUGAUCUUAUACAAUAUUCCCAAUUAACAAUUUCUCAAUUUUUUUCAAUUAUUUUCUGUUUUACCACCCUUCAUAUUCACACUACUCGUUGUCCUAAGUGAGCUAUAACGCGGCGCUUCGCAAAAAUCUAACAAUUAACGUGAUAUUUUUGACGUGUCGUCUAGGGGCAACAGGGUCCACCUGAUCAGUAUCUGACACUCAUUACGAUACCCAUAUUAACGUCUCCAAAAAAAAGGCAGUGCCACAUAUGAAUGGAAGUGAAAGCUAUACUUCAUUUAUGAGUAGACUUAUAUUUCAGAUGUUCGUGGAAAAUUAUGACUCAUUUUUCCGCGUUUCAUAGCAAUGCUGGAACUAUAAUAGUUCUCAAAUGUUCAGUAACAAACAUUUGCACGGUUUCUAAUGUCUCGAAACGAUGUUCUUUCCAAUGAGUUCUCAAUUUAGAGAAAAGGAAUUCUUCAGGUGAAUAAAAAGGUUGAUAAGCUAUAUAAAAGGAAUCUUGAUUGAUAUUGAGAUGUUUCUCAUCCCAAAUUAUCAAGAAGUUUCCGGAUUCUGUCGACAAUUUCGUUAAAAGACAUUCGCUGCGAGGUUCAACUCCGAUUAAUUCAUGUCCUCUUUCAAUCGCCUUAAACCUGUUAAAAACCUAGUCUUCGUAGGUCUAUUAAAAUUUCCUAAGAGUUUCUGUUGCAAUGAAUCCAAGUCUAAAACUGAUAGCAUAUCAUUUCGCAAAAUUCAUGUCACUUUAAAACACAGUUACAUUAAAAUAAUGAGUAAGUAAAACCUACGGACUAGGUCAAGGUGAAACUCGUACUUAAUAUCAAUUGCAUUUCCACUUGGCGCCCCAUCAAGUCGUUUGCUUCCAGUAUUGCCGUAUAGAACGCAAAAGAGAGUGAGAAGCUGGUUCAGUUAUUCCAUUAGCAGAAAUAGGGAAUUUUUGAGUAGAAUAUAGUUUAUUUUAAAAAUGGCAACGAUUUAAGAAAAAUUUUCCUCUGCAGGGCUGUAUCAAAACGCUGAAAAGGAAGUCGGUUACUUAAUCUACACCCCUUGUAUCUUGCCUCCUUUAGAUUUCUUGAGGAACCUCCAUCUUAAUUCUUUAUGUAUUUAUUUUUUUUUAUUAUCAACGUUUAUUUCCAUUUUUCCUCUACAAUAACAGUAACAAAUAGUAACGCUUCUUAAAAUACCAGAUUCGACAGACCAUGCAGAUAAUCUCAUAUGAGUGAUUUCCAACAAAUCAUACGAGUGCUUCUUAAGUAAAGUUCGUUAAAAAAAUAACAACAAUAGUUUUUUUAGAAAGAUCUUUGAAUACUUUUGUCCAUAUAAAAGAACUACAUUUUGGAAACCCUCCUGCUCGAACAGCCAAAAGUUGACACUUACUUUUAUUUUAACGUUUAACACUAAAGCGAUUUCCUUCAAGGUGGCAUUUGAAAUUGCAUUGAAAAAGCCGCUGACAACAUAUUUCAAAACAUCAGUGAUUACAAACAGUCGAAUUGAGAGUUCUUCAUCAUAGAUGUUCAGACAAACGAAUCCAUUUUCGGACUUUACUACCAGUUUACGUAUAUUUUUGUUAUCCAGCGAUGAAUAUCUUCAAGACAAAAUAUAGUACAGGCAAAUUGGACGAUUUUGAGCUAAAGCCUUAAAUCAAAUUGAGCGGUUUUGAUUUUCUAGAUUCUGGGAGGUUUUGGAAUACUGAAUAAGUCUAGCAGCUCUUAACAAAAUUACGGAUUUUCGACUUGAAACGUAAUUAACUCGAAAACUAUGAGGAAUUCGAGAAAACUGCCGUAACAAAAAAUAUAGAGUACAAAAAAGUAUCUCUGGUAUUUGUUCCUAACCACCUAAGAUUUUCACCUUAAAAUGGGUUUAUACACUCAAAAACAUUAUGAAUUGCGGAUAACUCGAAAACAUUGAGGAUUUUUACACAAACUGCCGGAACAAAAACAUUGAGUAAUAAAAAGGUUUCAAUUUUUUCCUACCUCAAAAUUUCAAUUAUAAAAUGGGUAUGAACGAUCAAAAAUAGUCAAAAAUCUUGCUUAUUUACGUAAAAACCACUGUUCAGACACUACAGUAAUGCAGUACGGACUCGGCAUCUGUUUACUUCUAAACACGUCGUCUUAGAACGCGCGUAGUUGUCGGUGAUCAUCUCUUCAGGUGGCAAGAUUACUAUGGGAAAGAGACGAUAAGAAAGGUUACGUACUCUUAAACCAAAUAUCUUAAUGCAAUGUCACGACUCGUAAUCGUGUAACGUGUUUUCACAAACACAACUUAACAUUUUCGAAUGAACUUACCCUUGUAUAUUUAAGGAUAUAUUUUCGGGAAAACGGAACAUUUUAAACUUUCUAUGCAUUUAAAAAUUGUAGGGAUAAAGAUAAAUCAUCCUGAUAACGUUUUUGUAUAAACUGAGCUGAGAUUUCAAGCUUCAAAAUGAGUAUCCACAUUUUUGUGAAAGAGAAACUAUUUGGAAGUAUGUGAUUAUUGAAAUAAUAAUCAACCGAGAUCGAAGAUAGUUUUCAGGAUCGCGAUUUUUAAAAGUUAGUUCACACCAACGACAAAUCUUUCGUUGGAUUUGCUUAUUUAUAUAGCGAGUGAUGAAACAUCCAUUGAAGUUUCAAGUACUUAUGUGGCCAAUAUACCUCUUCAUCUCGCGGGAUUUUCGAAAAUUUUCCAAGUCGAAAAUUAUGCUAACUUACCCGAGUAGAAAAUAGAGAUCUGAACCAUCAUGAUGCAUUUUGAUUUUUUGAAAACGAAGUAGUUUUCCAAGAAUUAGAGCAGUUUUCAUGGGUGUCUGGAACGUAAAUUGGCUCUUCGUUUUCGAGUUAUUUGCGUUUCAAAAUUUUUUUGAAUUAUAAGUUUCCAAAUGUCGAAAAACCGUGCCCGGAAUUUUAUUAAGAGUUGCUAGGGUUAUUCAGUGCUCGAAAACCUCUGAGAAUCUAGAAAAUCAGAAGCGCCCAAUUCAAUUAAGAAUCAAUCAACUUUUUAAACUCUGACAGCGAAGCUUAUACAACUUUUCGUAAAAAGGGAUAGUCAGUAAUGUAGCGUCUCGUUGCAGCAUAACCACGAACUAAGGAAUUAUAGUCACCAACAGGCUUAGUAAAAAAAACAGCUCUGGUACAAAUGAUUAUUCAAAAAUUAUAACCAAUCAUUGUGCAUAAAUUUUAUCUAUAUACUUCAAAAUUGCGUGAUUUAAAUGGGACAUUCAGUAUAAUACACAAUUCUAAUUAUUGUUCAUUCCUCCAAAAUGGUCGUAGUUUUAAGAAUAUUUUUGCCAAAUAAAAAAAUGGCAGCUGGACAUUCCAAAUACAUUCCAAAAUAAACCUGAGCAAUAUUGUACCUAAUCAAAACUCUAUCAGGCCUAAUAUUUCAAUUUUUAUAAAAUAUUCGAGUCGUAUAGCGACUCUAGUUUGCUUUUUUCUUACUUAGAAACGAUUUGGGUGAGUCUGGGAAAGAAAAUUUGUGUUAUAUUUUGUGAUCUUCCCCAGGAUCACACAAAUUUUUGUUAAUUCUUAUGUGUAUAUGUGUGUGUGUGGAUGAAAUAAAUGGUAGUAGGGUAUGAAAAGUUUACCGUCAGUUCGUAAUAAUUGGUAUUAAUUUUCAAUAUUUGCAGACAUUUCAUCAAAGUUAUUGACUACUUGACUUUUAUUACCAAAAUUGUAAUUAUAGAAGUAGAGGAAAUAUACACACGCCGGUAAAACUCUUGGAGCUUCCAAAUUUUCUAUAAUGGAAUAAAAAAAAUUUCUAAAUUAAUUUUGUGAACUUUCUCGCUAUAUUUUAAUGUUGCUCAUACGUUUCGUUCAUAUUUUUUAGUGUUAUAAUGAAAGGGAAAAACAUGAAAUACAAAAUUUGGUACCAAACAUAUAUUUCAUAGAAAGUUGGAAUUUUCAAAACUUGUAGCUCAAGAAAGGUUUCCUUUACUCUAGUGAAAUAGUGAAAUUAACUCACUAUAGCAUUAAAGAAAUAAUAUUGGAAUAGGAAUAGAUAUUGAGGAUCAGUUUUCCAUUCUUCUUCAACUGUUUUAACUACUGGUGGGUCUGCCAACCAAACUAGUUUUGGACCAGUGUAGUUGAACAUAAUAAAAAAAAAUUUAUUCCAAAGUUGAGUAAUUGGUCUCAUGAUAUAUUCAAGAUAGUUACUUCCUGAGAACGACCGUAGUAUACAGGGUAUCUCACGACAAGUUAAAACUAUCUGUAUAUGGCAAAAUACUUAUAGUAAAAUCAUGAAAAUUUCUACUUUUGGGUUUUCGGAACUUUUAACUAAAAUAUUUUCAAAGAUAUACGAUUACCGAUACUAGCGAGAGUUGACCUUAACUUUGUUAUUUUAAAUAGAUCACCCUAUAUAUAAAUACAUUUUUGAAAUCUACGUCAAAUUUUAGUAUACUUUUGUUUGAAAACAUUUCUCGAAAAAUAUUUAUACUUUUUGAGUUAUGUAAAAAAUUUUACCACUGUAGACACUUAUAAAUUAUUUUUUUACGAGGAUGCCCUUAGAGAUAUGAAAAUGAUUUCUAUUGGGUUGCUUUUAGAAAGAUCAGACGUAUUUGGAUCUGUGCUGAAAAGUUUUUCAUUUUAUACAGGGUGUGUAUGAAUAGUGUUCAAAAUUUAAAUUCAUAAAUAUCAAGUUUCUUAAUUUUUAUUAAAUAGAACCACCCAGUUUUUUCUAUUUUAAUGUAUUCAUAAGUAAAAAAUAAGGCAAAUUCAUGUAUUAUUUCCUAUAACUAAACCUUACCCUUUCCAGAUAUUUAAUGUUUUCUGUAAAUUAUUAGAGAUGCAGAUGUGGACUAAAUUUUAUAUAUUCGUGAUUAAAUUGAGAACGAGCCAUUUUAACGAUUUUCGAAAGUAUCAACAAUUGAGUUUUGACAGUUGAAUAAGUGUCAUUUAUUACAAAGCCUACUAAAAGUAUACAUAAAAAAUUAAAACUUGUUAAAAAAUACAAUAAUAAACCUCAGAUACCUCGGAAACGACUAAAAGUUGGAAUAGGAUUAGUGAAUACUAUUUGAUUUGUGUUUUUUACACACCUUGACAAAAUAAAGAAAAAUAAUUUUCUCUUUAUUUCUCAGUACUUGUAUCAACGGGUCAAAAUAUAAAAUUUAGACCACACCUGCAAUUUACAGAAAACAUUUAAUAUCUGGAUAAAGGUAAGGUGUAGAUAUAAGAAAGUAUACAUAAAUUUACCUUAUUUUUUACCUCUAAACGCAUUAAAAUAGAAAAAAACGGGUUGUUCUAUUCAAAAAAAUAAAGAAACUUGAUAUUUAUGAAGCUGAACUUUGAACACUUCUUAUACACACCCUGUAUAAAAUGGAAAAUUUUCAAAAAUAGUUUCAAAUACGUCUUAACUCGCUAAAAGCAACUAAACCGAAACCAUUUUCAUAUCUUUAAGGGGAUCCUCCUAAAAAGAUAAUUUAUAAGGGUCUGCAACUGUCAAAUAUUUUACAAAAAAAUUAAUAACUCAAAAAGUAUAUAUUUUUCGAGAAAUGUUUUCAAACAAAAGUAUACCAAAAUUUCUUUGAAAAUAUUUUAGUUAAAAAGAUAGUAUCUGAAAACCCAAACACAGAAAUUUUCAUGAUUUUACUAUGAGUUUUAACUCGUCGUGAGACACCCUGUAUAGAUAAGUAGUUUUCAUCCCCUAUAUUUCAGUCUCUUUCUGAAAAGAAACAACUUAGUAGUUAGUAAACAUUAAUCGCGCUACACUCGCUAAUCGGUGUUGCCAAUUAAGUUUAAACUAAGCUUCCAAAUCCAAAAUUGGUAGUAGCAAGUCUUUCACGAAAUGAUCGUUCCUAAAUCUUCCAUAAGUUCAUACAAAAUGUGGCGGGGAUAGCUUAGACGUUCGACAGUCUGUCUCCUACUCACAUUUUCAGUGUCUUACUCUAAUUAAUGAAUAGAUGAUGAUCUGGGUAUAUCACGUAAUUCCGUAAUACUCGUUAUAUCAAAAUUGAUAGACCAGCCACUUUUCCAUUCAUAAGAAUAAUUGGCUUCCUUAUAGAAUUUAAAUUCAUGUAAAAAAUUUUAAUAAACGCGCAACUAAUAAAAGCAGACGAUAUUGUUUGCAACAUUAUAAAACAUAUCAAUGUUUAUUUCUGUUAAAAAAUAUGGAUUUUGUAUUAUUUUACUAGAUGGGCUCAAGAAUGUCACUGGUGUGUGUAUAUAUAGUUCUCUUAAAAAUCAUAUUAAACAUUUAAAUGACUAUAAAUUUCUGACAAAUACAUUUCCGAAUCAGAAACAACUCCAAACGCUUCGACUAGCAUAGACUUACAUUAAUCAGAAACUAUAGAAAAAUUUACUUACCAAAUCUUCUGUAGGAUAUUAGAUUAGAUUAGGUAUGGCGUAAAGGCCGUGAAUAUACCUCGCUAACACUGAGACCUAUUGAUCUUUUGUCUACCCCAGUCUGUUAAUGAACACACUGUUUACACUACCACUACACCAACAAUUACACUGUCUGACGCGCGUUUUGAUAACCAAGUAAUCGUCUUCGGAGACUGAAGGUAAACUAAAACCUAAUAACUUGACUUAUCUGCUUUAUGCUGAAUUUUCCCAUCAAUAAACCUUCUCCCGCGAAAAUUAAUUCCAGUGGAAAAACCUCCUUGGUGGGAAUCUUCACAUUCAUUCCUUGACUACUAAACUAUAGAGUGGGCUGUAAGAAAUUGGCCCUUUGUCCUUAUUUAAGCUUUUCUUACAUAUAGCAAUUUGAAUUCUUUCAAAUGCAUCCAACAAUGAUUAUGACUGGCAGCAUGAUCGUUUUUUGGGUCCGUCCAUAUUUCAUAUGAGCUACGUACUCUUUAAACCGGACAAUAACGGAUCUCUUGGUCUGCCCAAUAUACCUCGCGUCACAACCCCCACAGCUAAUUUCAUAUAUAUUACUUUUUUCUAAAUUUGGUAUUUUAUCCUUAGGAUUAGCCAACAAUUGUAUUAUUGGAUUUAUAAACCAAUUUAAAACGCACACUGAUAAAAAUUCUCUCCAACCCCUUUGUAUAAACAGGAUUGAAAGGUAUCGGAACAAGUUUUUCUUGUUUUUCACAAUUUUAUUCUACUUCUUCAUCAUUGUUAGUGAUAUCCCAACGCUCCGUUUCAUAUAAUUCUUGAUGAUGCAUGAUAAACUUUUUGAAUCCAUUUCUUCCUACAUAUUUUGUACAUUCACAAACUCAUAUUUUUCUAUUUUAAUUAUUGUUCCUUUGUUGAAUUACUUCCCAUAUCUCAUCAUUUCUAUUUUAUUUAUAUCUUACCAUAUUUUUUCUCCUCCAUAGUUUCAAUCCAUUAAUUAAAAGCUAGUUGGAACAGCAUUUCCAUAUCAAUCUGGUGUUGUGUUUUUUCCACGAUCUGUUCAAUUGUGUGUUUUGCAUCUAUUGUGGGUUUACCUUACGUGAAGACACAUUGGUAUUCCCCUAUGUGUUUUGCUUUACUCGCCAGGUACUCUAUAGUUGAUAUUAUUUUAAAAGCCUAAUACUUUUGUAGUUUUGGUACAUUUUCUCAACUAAUUUCUGUAUGUUUUUACGUAUAAUUCUAUAGCUGAACUCAUGUUUCCCCUUUUUCUAUCUAGCCAGCGCCGGACCUACCAUCCCCAAGCUGCUAUUUUCUUUUCAUCAGACUCCACAAGCAAGGCAGCAACAGAUAUAAUUAUUGUCAGUGAUGCAAUUACCACAUUUUUUCUUGUUUACUUUACUUAGCUUUGUUAUUUUCAUUUUGAAAAUGUCCACAAAAUAUUAAAAAAAGUUUGAGGUUAGGAAAUUGUUUACUGUUACUUUUGGAAUUUCGAUUAGUGGCAAACAUGAUGCAAUGGUAAGAAACUUAGAUCUCUCUCUCUCACUUGCAACAUCAUAAGUUUGGUGUCAUUUUUAUUACGUGCAAGCUGAAAUUCUAGGAAAUAAUCUAGUUACUUUUGGCUUAGCAACCAACAUGUCCUUCAGGUUUCAUUUCCAAGGCAGCAGCAGAUAUAAUUAUUGACAUUGAUCCAUUUAUCAUUUUUUCACUUCGUUACUUACUUAUUUGUUUAUUUUACUUAUGGAAUUUUUGUUAGUGGCAGCUAUAUUGCAACAAGAGACUUGCAUAAUGUCAAUAUUCACUUAUGCUAUAUGACCUUGCAAGAAUUGCAUGCAAUUCCUUGCACCAUAUCAAGCGGCAUUAAUAUUUUGAUCUUGCAAGGGAUUGCAUGUAAUUUCAUGCAGGUAUAUAAUCGUUAAAGCAGUUCAUUACCAUUGUACUUUAUCCAUAAUAUUUCCUUUAUGUAGGUUUUAUAAGUCUUUUCCUUCCCUUCAUACAUACUCAUUUGUUUUUUUUUCUGUUUGACUGCAAUUUUACUUGAUUCUUCCUCAAUUUUUUCUCAAUCUUAGCUAAUAUAUGUUACAUAAAAUACUUUUCGAUUUCUUUGUUCUUUUACAUCAACUUUGUUUAUUGCCAUUAUUUUAGUCGUUCGUUCAUGUAUUUGAUCACAGGUUUGUUCUUGGUAGCUGAACUGGCAGAACUAGUUUAGGAAGUGUACAAUAACUCGUUCUUUGCAGCAGAACCACCGCUAGACUCGCUGUUUUUAGUAGCAUUGCAAGAGAACUAGUUCGCCCAGUUCACUGUACUGCUUGCAAUGGGUCUAGAAUCAGCAAUAGGGCAAUAAAUAUAAUCUGGAAACGGUGGAACUACAUCUUCGUCAUCGGACGAAUGUAAAAGAUUAAAAAGUACUAAACCGUUUUCCAUUAUUUUAAUACUACAAGGCCUGAAUCACGUCAAAUAACCUCAAAUACAACAAUCAUUAAAUGCUCAUUGCUCUUUCCAUUAUUCUGCACUAUUUCGUUCUUUGUAACCGAUCGAAUUAAUUCUAUACACUCCUGAACUAGCCUGCACAGGUCCAGUUCAGUACAGUUCCAGUGCAGCUACUUAGAACAAACCUCACAAUUAACAAAAGUUAAAGUUGUAAAUGAGAAGUAUCAGUUCCUGAAUCGGAGAAUGUAUUUACGAGAACUUAAAUUGCUAUUGGAAUUUUACCCUUUCGCUCCCAAUUGUUUUUUUGCGAGUAAUUGGUACUCAACAGCUUAAUGGGCUAUUCAACGCUCAAAUGAUAUGGAAAAAUUGUUAAUUUAUUUUUUAUUUCAAGAGGGUAGUUAGGGGGUAGUCGGGACACAUAGAUCCUAAUGGAAACUUUGUGCGGGACAUAUUUAAACCAAUGGUAUUCAUUAUAAUUUUAUUCACAACCAAUUUUUAUUUGGAUUUUGGAAAUUUUGGAAUCACAGCGUUCCCAUAUUUAUUCCUCGCUUUGUAGGUUUCAAAGGGAGGUAUUGUUUCAGAGAACUCCUGUCCUUGAACUUAUCCUUGGCUUCAUCAAUACUUUGGAAAGUGCUCUCACUCCUUGCUUUUUAAAAUAUUUCUUUCAAACAAUCAACCACUGGUUUCAUGUAGUACAGUUUAGUUGCGUUCUCGUUUUUUUCAGGAUGGUUGAAGUACAUCUUUGAGGACAAAAGUUGGAACCUAUUUCUGGAUAUGGCCUGUUUGAUUGCAGUGUUUCCAAUUGAAGAAUUAUUAGACCAAUAAUGUUGGAAUGUUGGAACCCUAUUGUAAGACAUAAUGAAGUAGCAUCCCAGUACAAUCAUUAUCUCGUGCUGAUCGGUUAGAACAGCCUUUUGCUUUUUAUCUUUAUUGAGCAUAUUCAAUCUUCCAUUGGUUUGUUGUGCAAUCCAUAAAAAAAGACUUCUUGGAAACAUCUUGAGAAAUACAUCAAGCUCAGUUGAUCCACUGCUCAGAUCAGCCAGAAUGCUGCAUGGUUUAGCACUAGGGACAUUCUUUUUUGGAGUGAAUUGCGUGUGUAGUUUCUUCCAAGUGUCCGAAGAAACAAGUGGGGAGACAGUUUGUACCUCAUUAUCUGAACUAAUAUUCUAUACUUCUUCAUUGUUUUCAGAUUCUCCUCCUGAAUUCUCAGCAGCAGAUCCAAGAUGAUUUCCUCCUGGAUAUUCUGUAGACACAUCCGACUCCCCAUUAUCUUCUGACUCGUCAGGUUCAAAUACUGAACCGCUGUUCAUAAGGGUCCUCAAUAUCAGACAAAUGUUCAACCAUAUACUGUAAUUCAGCCUGACUCAGUUUCCUUUUUCUACAAAAAAUAAAUUCAAAAUUACCAAUGGGACAAAAAGAUCCCAAAAAACAUAACCAAUGGGACGUAUAUGUCCCAAAACAAAAUUAUCAUUUUCUAGUGACCAAGUGAAUGGAGUUUGCAGCUAACAGGUGGCGAUUUUAUUUCUGGAUAUACUUUAUUUCUUACCUGGACAUUAUUUGAAAACAAUUGUAGCAACAAAUCACUCAAAUAAUCAGAAAAUUGAUAAUAUUUGAGAACUUCGUCUACUCUAUUUUUAAUAUAUGUUUAUUCGUAGAUACGGUUGUAAACUACCAGCGGGACUUAUUCGAUUCAGUUUAGCACGUCUCAAUUUCCCUCUAGUAAUUUUUGAAUAUGUGGCGGGACGUAUAUGACCCAUUGGGAGUGAAAGGGUUAAAAAUGAUUAAGACAUACGAAAAAUAUGUAUACAGUUAGUAAACACAAACAAUUUUUGAUCUUUGUAAUGACAUUUUAAUUUUGUAAGUGACGUUACCUUGUGAAAAUAUCAUCGAUUGUUACGACCCAUUAACUGACCUAUAUUCCUUCAAUAGCAAUUUUACCUUGUACCAUGUAUUGUGUUUAUGUUAAUUUUUUGAACAAACCGUUCAAUAAUUAUUUUUUGUUCCAAGAAAAAUACAAGUUUUAUUUCGAUUGAUUUUAGAAUAAUAUAUUUAUUUUUAACGUAGUAACAAUGUACAAUAUUUGUUAUAUUUAUUAUUAUUGAGAUUGAUGAAUAAAGCCUUUAUGAUGAUUA